GUCCACGUUGCACACCGCGAAUCUCGCGAGCGGUGGACGUGGUUGGCCAAUCGCGACGGGGUAUAUCGGGUAGUAGCAGAUUCAUGCGACUGCUCAAGUCCCUAGAUGGGAAGCUGUCCCGGCCGGACUACAAACGAGAAGUGCCGAAAUGCUACUUACGAGAACUUCCUUGAGAUACGUCACUGCCUCUCGCAACGGAAGACAUUCUACGAAGAUGUACAUAUGGGGAGGUACCUCUUACGGUAUAUCAUCAUCGUGCUCAUCAUGGCCGUCGACGCCUCCGCCGCUAGCAUUAGUAAUUUGCGUGUCUCGUGAUGGGAGCAUCGGGGAACAGCAAGAGGGUACCUACGAAGGGGUGGUGGGUACAGUACAGUACAUGUAGUCAGUAGUCAGUAGUAGUCAGUAGUAGUCAGUAGUCAGUAGGCAGGCAGACAGACAGGCAGACAGGCACCUAUGUGGUUCACCGUGGGCAGCGUGUUCCGUGAAGAAGCGGUGAUCGGCGAAGAGAGUCGCAGGACUGUGAUCCCUACCACUGCAGAUGCCGGCAGACGCCACGGCCUGUAUACACGUACCUCUAGGCCACGGUAUCCUAUUAGUAUUACAUCCUACACACACACACGUCUCUUGGCUACUGUGGCCGCACGAGCGCAGCGAAUAAUAUGUUGUAAUGGAAGCGCAUCAACGAUGCAGUGGACAGGCCCAGCAGCGACCGGCUGCGGUGCACCACUUUGGCACAGUGGGAGAAGGCUGAAGAGCCGUAUGGAGCAGCAAACGAGCCGACUACGACAGGGCCGUCCAGCUCUCUUGCAGCCAGCACUGGCCGCCAGCAGGCACAGGCCGCGGCGGCGCGCAGCUAAUAAUGAUCUUCGGCAUGCGUCGAAGCGAAGGCUACUAUUUUCCUUGGCCCCGCGCCCUUUGAGCUGCAGCGUCAUGGUUGCCCAGCCGGGCCAACCCAGCCAGCCCACCCGAGUGAUGAGCCCAUCGUCCAAUUCCAUUCCAUUCCAAUUGCCUCCCGUCACCCGUGCGUCCACCCGUCAUCCCACCCUCGCUUCGUCGCCACGCAUUGCCCGAUCCAUCUUCGCUACCUACUCCCACACUGCAUCAUCUCCGCAACAUUCGGCCGUCUUCGCAUCUCGCGUCUUCGUCCUCGACUGGCAAGUCCUGGCAAGUGAACAGCGCCGGCUCGCUCCAGUGCCCGCAUUUGCCGGACGUCGGUGCAGGUUCUGCAAGAGCACCAGACCAGAGCAGCAGCUAGGCAGACAGAGAACAGAGACACGCCGACUGCGGGAUGUUCACAACUCUAUCAGGCGCGCUCGGCUGCUCCCCCCGCCGCCAAGCUCAACACGGCGUGAGAACGACCUGCCAUACUGCCCCGCGCUGCCGCUGCCACCGGCACUCGUCUUCGAAAGGAGGUCGACCAUGGCGAUCAGCAUGUGCGCUGAUGCAGCCAACGAGAGCACAGCAAAUUCAAGAUUCGCCAAUCCAGUCCUGUAUUCUUCUCCCGCACAAGCCGAGAUCGAUGUCUUCCUGUACAACAUCACAGGCUUCUACGUGCUGGAACCUGCGCGCCACGCUGAAGUCUCCACUGCUCUGGGAGUAGCAACAAUGCACUUUUCCCAUCACCUUCGCGCCCUCGAAGGCGCGCGACGCCACGUGACAAUUGAGAUAACCCCCUGA
Molecule: messenger RNA, 1677 nt
Organism: Sphaerulina musiva SO2202
Lineage: Eukaryota; Fungi; Ascomycota; Dothideomycetes; Mycosphaerellales; Mycosphaerellaceae
Exons: 9
Coding region: 454-1677 (407 amino acids)
Source: RefSeq, a predicted model, not a curated record